Molecule: messenger RNA, 2286 nt
Organism: Acaromyces ingoldii
Lineage: Eukaryota; Fungi; Basidiomycota; Exobasidiomycetes; Exobasidiales; Cryptobasidiaceae
Exons: 6
Coding region: 107-1825 (572 amino acids)
Cellular component (GO): nucleus
Molecular function (GO): 3'-tRNA processing endoribonuclease activity
Source: RefSeq, a predicted model, not a curated record
CGCAGUUCUUCGCGACGACAUCAAACAGCAAAACGGCGGAAAGGGCCAGCUCAGCAGCGGCAGUGAGGGCUGAGAGACGUGAUCAGAGAAGCACAGGACGCCGAUCAUGGCGAACCACAUUGCUCUGAGGUUCCUCGGCACUUCGUCCCAGACGGGCGCGUCCAGGAAUUACUCCAGCCUGCUCGUCAAGAUUAACAAUCAUGCUGCCAUGGUGGAUUGUGGCGAGGCGACUCAGAGGCAGCUCCUGAGCCGAUACGUGGGCGGAGACGACCGAAUCGGCUCCAUUCGACACAUCUUCAUCACUCAUCUCCACGCUGAUCACGUCCUUGGAAUUGUCCCUCUGCUUCUCUCAAUGAUGGGUCCGACCGGAAAUGCAGUGCCCGAAUCGAGCUUCAAGACACCCAGAGUCGAGAUCUUUGGUCCGUCUGGCUUGCGCGCACUCAUCCGAACCACCUUGACGCUCUGCUAUUCCCAGCUCUCGGGCUCCUACACCGUACAUGAGCUCUUGUGGGAGGGUCAGGCUGCCUAUCCCAAUGCCGCCCUGACAUCCGUUCAAGGUACUCCCGUAGCGGCUUCUGCGCCCGAGAUGGACGCCAGCCUCAAGGGUGCCAAGCUCGGUGCGCUUCGCUUCAUUCCCCACUUGCCCCCGCACGAAAACGAGCUGCCAGGCAUGGACUUCCGCAUGGACAACGAGUCUUGCUCCUGGCCAAACAUCGCCUCCGUGGGCGGCGUCGCAGUCAGCGCAGCCCCGAUCCUUCACCGCUGCCCUACGGUAGGCUAUGUCUUUGACGAGCCCGACGGCGCCUCUCCCGUGCCCCAAGGGGUGAUUGACCUGCUGCGAGCCAAUUCCAAGCAGCUUCUCGAGCAGCAGAACAUCCGGAACCCGCUCAUGCUGCUCGGCAAGUUGACAAAGGACCGUGUCGCCGUUGAGCUGCCAGAUGGCACGGUGCUCCAGCCUCCCCCGCUCAGCGUGCCCGGCCGCAGAAUCGUGGUCCUGGGCGACACGUACGAUGCCACUGGUGGUCUCGACGUCGCCUCGGCAGAGGAAGGUAGCGAGGCGGAAUCGCACGCCUCGACUGGGCCUCGCGGCAUGCUGGCGCUUGCCCGUGAUGCAGACGUCGUCGUUCAUGAAUGCACCAAUGCAGCCAUGUCCGACCGCGUGCUCGCCAAGGGCCUCAAGGUCGAGAAGCGCGACGAGGUGCGAGCCAAGGCGCUCCUACGGGGACACUCGACGCCCCAGGUUGCUGGGGCCUUUGCGGGCCGAAUCGGGGCGAGGCAGCUGCUGCUCAACCACUUUAGCAUCAAGUAUCCCGCCCCGACGUCUGCUGGCGGCUGGACGGGACCAGCAGCCAAAAAGGAAAACGAAAAGCGGAGGGCCGUGAUGCGUGAGAUUGAAGAGCAAGCCACCGAGGCCUGGCAUGCCUCGCUGCGCUCUCCUUCAGACCAUGUAGCAAAGAUCCAUGAACAGAGCGCAAGAAGGAGGAGGGCCGUGGCUACAUGGGACGGCUUUCUCUACCGUGUCCCGAGGAGAGACGAGGGCGACGAGGAAGACAAGACUCUGUCCGAGCACGACGGCACACCCAGUGCCAAUGUCAAUGACGGUGGAGAGGAUGGCGAUGACGAGGACGACGAUCGUGCUUCCACGACGGCCUCAUCCAUCGCUGGCGCACGUGAGCCAGCGCAGACGGCCGUGCCAAGGCGUUCAAACGGGAGCGGCCACAGAGGCAGCCGCGGCAACAGCAGAGGAGGCGGGGUUGCCAGGAGGGGAAGAGGUGCGGCAAGAGGUGCUGGUCUGCCUACUGGCCCUCGCAGCAGCGCAACAUGAAUGCCGCCAUUAUCGACUUGACACGACGGCAUUGGUCGGAUUUACCCUUUGACUCAUGAAAGCUCGGUCACCCAGGCAAAAGAAUCGCAAGCCGUGGCACGCGGCGUUUACAAUGGCGCGCGCGGCUUCUACAAGAGGCCAUGGUGGAAGCGCGACUCUUGCCCUAAGUCCGGUCUUAUUCGGGCCGAGCAGAGAGUGCCAUGGCUUUAGAGUGGAACGAGCAAGGCGACAAAGGAGAUACACUACUGUCCUUGUCCAUAGGCGUUAUGCGGCCCGACUGUCCGACGCGACAGGGAACUGGUGGCUAAAUCCGCGGAGGCGGAAAGCGUGCACAGAAACUCAAGGAACAGCUACAGGUACCCUACGCAUCUCUAAUUUUAACGUCUCCUCCACCGCGUGUGUAAGAUUGCCUGACACAUGAACCUCAAUUCUCUCACACCGGCCAUCAUGCAAUAGGGAAA